GAAUGGCGGGACGUCUGCUUCUCCGGGGCUGCUCGGCAGCCAUGCAGCUGAGAGGAACCGCGGUGGUCCGUCCGGUUCUGCGCACCAUGGCGUCCUCGGGAGGAAUCCCUACAGACGAGGAGCAGGCCACCGGCCUGGAGAGAGCCACCCUGCAGGCCCUCAAACAGGGAAAGGAUCCCUACAGCAUCCUGAAGCCCAAACACUACACUGGUACAAGGGAAGACCCCCACAUCGUCCCCAGCAUUGGAAACAAGAGGCUGGUGGGCUGUCUCUGUGAGGAGGACAACACCGCAAUUGUGUGGUUCUGGCUUCAUGAGGGGGAGGCCCAGCGCUGUCCUUCCUGUGGAUCCCACUACAAACUGAUCCACCACGACCUCCCGCAUUAAAGACGAGACAACCCUUUGUACAAACCAUAAAACACCAAAUACUUUGUUUCUGUAGAGGAUUAAAGAUUAACAUUAAAAUGUGAACUUGAAA
This is a messenger RNA of Oryzias melastigma (Indian medaka), 477 nucleotides long. Its product is annotated as cytochrome c oxidase subunit 5B, mitochondrial. The record is from RefSeq and is a predicted model, not a curated record. Gene Ontology annotation, cellular component: mitochondrial envelope. Bases 3 to 386 code for a protein of 127 amino acids. The transcript has 4 exons. Gene Ontology annotation, biological process: mitochondrial electron transport, cytochrome c to oxygen. NCBI's taxonomy places the organism in Eukaryota, Metazoa, Chordata, Actinopteri, Beloniformes, Adrianichthyidae.